Lycium ferocissimum is the source of this 771-nucleotide messenger RNA. Its product is annotated as protein MAIN-LIKE 2-like. The record is from RefSeq and is a predicted model, not a curated record. Gene Ontology annotation, biological process: meristem maintenance; meristem development. The transcript is spliced from 3 exons. Bases 1 to 771 code for a protein of 256 amino acids. Lineage: Eukaryota; Viridiplantae; Streptophyta; Magnoliopsida; Solanales; Solanaceae.
AUGAUUGAGUGCUGGCGAUCGGAGACCCAUACAUUUCAUCUCCGCACUGGCGAGGCUACCAUCACCGUGCAGGAUGUCGAGGUGAUUUAUGGUCUACAGAUUGAUGGACAGGCAUUGUAUAGAGUGGAGCCUCCGGAGAUGUUGCCGUAUCGCCAGGAGUUGGCUAGGCUCACUGGUUUCGAGCCUCUGCAGAGGGAUAUGCGUGGACGGAGUCGGUUGUUGCGGUCCUCCCUCCAUGCUCACUUGCGCCUCGUAGAUCUGCAGCAUCCGAUCGGCGAGGCGACGCCUCAGGUUGAUGUUGACCGACGUGCUCGCUUAUAUCUUCUCAUCAUAUUCGGGGGCAUCAUGUUCUCGAACACGUCGGGUGCGGAUAUGAGCAUUAGGUAUUUGCUCUUUAUUGAGGACUUAGACCAGCUCGGAUGUUAUAGUUGGAGCGUCGCUGUCCUGGCUUACAUGUACAGAGGAUUUGAUCGAGCCUCUAUGGGCGAGAGGGUUAAGGUCGCUGCAUUUAGCCCUCUUCUUCGUGUUGAGACCUUUUCGGCCCAUAGUUGCUCACCCUCCUAUAACUAUGUUGCUGAGGAUAUGCCAUACGCGCGGAGAUGGUCGCGAGGCCGUACCAGAGGUGUGGAGACGGACCAUGUCAUUCUCCCGUUUAGGGAUCAGUUAAAGCGCCGGAGGCUUUCAUAUGGACGCCGUAUGAUUAGAUUUUGGGUCAGCUGCCGGCGUUUUGUAGGGCUGGUGAGCACAUGUGGACUGCACGGUGUCCAUUGA